CCGGUACCCGCUUGAUCAUUAUUUUUCAGGAUAAUUUUACGUUCGUCUUUACGUGGCAAAUUUACUAAUCAUCGUCAAAUCAGAAGUGGUUUUUUCCAUACCUAGUUGACAAACAUACAAUGUUGCUUUACAGAAUUAAUACCCUUGUUGGUCAAAUACUUUGUACGGUGCUAUUUUGUUCCGUUUUCUUUAUACAUUGCACGAGUGCCACUGAAACUCCAACAGCAACAAUAAUACCAUCACCUACAGUGGUUCCAAAACAACUAGGUAAUUCCAGUGCUGCAAUCAUUGUUUCAGCAUCAACAGGCAACUUAACAUCAUUCAACGCACCAUCGAUAAAUCCUAGUGUGGUCAUUUCUGGUUCUUCUGUUAUUACCUCUGCAAGACCUGUCAAACCUACUGCAAAACAAAUGCCGAAAAAGUCUGGAAGGAAAUUCGAUGGUCUAUCUUUCUUUGGUGGAAUGAUUCUGGGUGCUGUAAUAUGUAUUAUUCUAUUGUUUGGUGUGAAGUAUUACCAGGCAAAGAAAAGAAGCUACCACUCAUUAUAGAACUAAAAAUUAUUGAAGACAGAUCAGUUAAAAGGCCAAGCUAACAGUGUGGGCCUGUUUUGCAAUGUUUCAGAAGAACAUUUGUAGAUUUUAUGCCAUUUGCAUUAUGACUCAUCAAGAAUUUAUCUCAUACAGAGUAAUUUGCAACAAAGAUUAGUCAGUAAUUUAACAUCCUAAAUUAUCUUUUUAAAUAUCAUUUCUUGAUUGUAGCUGUAAUGCAUGUUUAUGUGCAAGUAACGUAUGUCAUGUUAUUAUUAUACUGCAUGUACUUUAUUAUUAUAAAGCAUGUAGGUUUUUGCUACUGACAUGAAAGUAAAUUAAUUAUGACUUUCUCA
Molecule: messenger RNA, 883 nt
Organism: Dendronephthya gigantea
Lineage: Eukaryota; Metazoa; Cnidaria; Anthozoa; Malacalcyonacea; Nephtheidae
Product: sialomucin core protein 24-like
Exons: 3
Coding region: 120-548 (142 amino acids)
Source: RefSeq, a predicted model, not a curated record